AGUCGAGCACAAAGUUAGGUUUUCAGGCGGUAAAACGGUCGCUUUUGUUCGGUACGCGGUCGCUAAUGACCUGAGAGACGCCAGCUUGGGCUGUGGGUCACAGAGCAGCGACAGCGGGAUUUAAACGGCUCCAAGAGACUCCUAUGUAGUGUAAAGUGACAAGUGUGGAGUGUAAAAGGACGCAGUGGCCGUUUGUAUUUUCUUCUACAGUAGGGACACUGUCUCAACUUCUCCUCCGUGUCCUCGUUGUUGAAGCCUGUUGCUUUCAUGGAUAAGUUGAGGAGGAGGGAGAAAGAGGAGGAGGAGUUGAGAAAAGCGGAUUGUCUGCUCCGGCCUUUGACAAGGAAGGGAACGUGAUCGAGCAGUUAAUGGAGAGAAAUUCCACUUACACAGGAAUAUCAACAUGAUUGAAACAAUGGAUACGCAGCGUGCCUUGCAGGCGGUGGAGCGUCUCCAGGCCAAACUGAAGGAGCGGGGGGAGUUGGCCAGCGAGGAGAAGCUCAGUCUGCUAAAAUCGGUGCUCCAGAGCCCCCUCUUCCACCAGAUUCUGGCCCUGCAGAAGUCUGUCCAACUUCUCAGAGACCAGGUAAAUAUCCCAGUACAACGAGGGGGUGACCCGGUCGAUCACAAUACAGCAGUCAAGUCUAAUGGAAGCCAUGCUCCCUAUUCAGACACAUCUCCUGCAACACACAUUAUCAGCAAGUCAUCAUGUGAGGAAUUUGAGCAUGUAGUCCAGUCCAUGGCCCAGGGCCGCCACAUGACAAAUGUGGAGCUUCAGAAACCUGUGUCUGGAGGUCUGGGCUUCAGUGUGGUGGGUCUGAAGAGUGAGGACCGUGGGGAACUGGGAAUAUUCAUCCAGGAAAUCCAGCCUGGAAGCGUGGCUCAUUGUGAUGGAAAACUCAGAGAAGCAGACCAAAUCUUGGCCAUCAAUGGGCAGCCCUUGGACCAGACAGUGACUCACCAACAGGCCAUAAGCAUCCUGCAGAGCGCUGCGGAGCGGGUGCAGCUCACAGUUGCUCGAGGCCCAAUUCCUCAGCUGGCGAGUCCUGUGGUAUCUCGCACUCCUUCUGCUGCCAGUACUGUGUCGGCCAAUUCCAACGCGUUGCAACACGUGGAGACUAUUGAAAUAGUCAAUGACGGAACCGGCCUUGGAUUUGGGAUCGUUGGAGGCAAGACCACUGGGGUUAUUGUUAAAACCAUACUCCCUGGAGGUAUAGCCGAUCAGGAUGGCCGCCUGCGCAGUGGAGACCACAUCCUCAGAAUCGGUGACACUGAUCUGUGCGGCAUGGGCAGUGAGCAGGUGGCACAGGUCCUCAGGCAGUGUGGGAACAGAGUGAAGCUGGUUGUUACCAGAGGUCCUGCAGAAGAGACUCCUUCUGCUGUCAUGCCUGUGGUGCUCCCUACUGUCAAUGAACAACAGGGCUACGAGGAAGAGGAGGCUGAGGCAUUUGAUGUGAGCCUAACUAAGAACACGCAAGGACUGGGAAUUACGAUAGCUGGCUACAUUGGUGAUAAAAAUUCAGAUCCCUCUGGUAUUUUCGUUAAGAGCAUAACAAAAGACAGCGCUGUAGAUCAAGAUGGCCGCAUUCAUGUUGGAGACCAGAUAAUAGCGGUGGAUGGCGUAAACAUACAGGGAUACACCAACCAACAGGCAGUGGAAGUCCUGAGACACACAGGUCAGACUGUGCACCUCAAGCUGAUGAGGAGGGGAUUCAGGCCUGAUGAGAUUGGUCCUGCUCCUGUCCAGAACGUGACCAUCUCACCACCUUCCUCCAGCAUCAACACUGGCAACACUACUGCCAACAGUAAGGUCACAAAAGAGCUUGAGGUGGAGAGGGAGAAGUCUGAAGAAACUACUCCAGAUGAAAUGCCACUUCAUACAAUGAGUGAAGGAUCUGAUGUCAAGCUAACUGCGGAUCAGCUGACAGAAGACAAACACGUGAUGAAGUUGACGCUCUUUGAAGAGGAGCAACUGAUUCAAAAAUGGCAGGAGAUUCUGGGAGCGAGUAAUGAAGUUGUGGUGGCUCAGGUGGAAAAGUUCACCACGAACAGCGGCCUGGGGAUCAAUCUGGAAGCAAACAGUGGGCAUCAUUACAUUCGCUCUAUUUUACCUGAGGGGCCCAUCGGUCGCUGUGGCAAGCUGUUUAACGGAGAUGAACUGCUGGAGGUCAAUGGCAUAUCACUCAUCGGGGAAAGCCACAAAGAAGUGGUCAGGAUCCUGAAGGAGCUUCCAGUCUAUGUUAUCGUGACCUGCUUCAGACCUACUUCUCACCUACAGACUGACGUGGAGGCUGUCCAUCCACAACCUGAGGCUGUGUCCACCCCCAAACUCAAGAAACAUCUAGACCUGAGAAGCCUUUUGGUUCCUGAAAAUUCAGAGGUGAACACAGUAGCAGUAAUACAGGAUAAUGUGACAGAGGAGACAACUGGAGCUCCACUGGCAAUGUGGGAACUGGAGGUUCAGAAUAUCGAGCUGGAGAAGGGAGAAAGAGGCCUGGGAUUCAGUAUUUUGGAUUAUCAGGACCCACUGGAUCCUGCCAAGACAGUGAUUGUGAUCCGUUCCCUGGUUCCCAAUGGUGUGGCCGAGCAGGAUGGCAGACUGCUGCCUGGGGACAGACUUAUGUAUGUCAACACCACCGACUUGGAAAAUGCCACUCUGGAGGAUGCAGUUCAGGCAUUGAAGGGGGCAAAACUGGGCAAUGUCCAGAUCGGAGUUGCCAAACCCCUUCCUGGAAUAUGUGGAUAUUCCCACUCUCCACACACAUAUGCUGAGCAGGAAAUUACGGCUUCCUCCACCGUCCUUUCAUUUGACUUCAACAGUAUUGUGGUUGAAGGCGGAGAUGAAGAAGAAGAUCUGGCUGAUGGCGUCGUUUACCUAGCUGAGCCUGCAUUGAUUGACACCAGUGAAGCCGACCUGAGUGAUGAGAAGUUCUUCGAUCACUCUUACACUGGACAAGAAGACCACACCUUCCAAGCUUCUAUGAUUGCUCUCCAUGGCAGCAGUUGUAGUCCAGACCUGGAUUUCUUGCAUUCAUCCACACCUAAGCUGACGGCUCGACUGGACUUGUUGGAUGAGCAUCCCUUUAUGACGCCCAACUUUACUGCACCGACCGGCCUUGAAGACGGCACUCAAGUGUUCCCAACUGAGACGCCGGCCUCUUUUUCUCCACAGAGUUUGAGAGGUCACACCCUGGCCUAUGAUGCCAUACUCAGCAGUUCCAAUUGUUACCUGGCUCAUCUCCCAGCCAAAGAAGAACCAGAGGAGUGCUCAGGCUCAUACAGCCCUUUUGCUGAAAUCAGAAACAGAUCUUAUGCCCAGGAGGAACCUGUGAUGAGUCACUUCCAGAAAGAGCCGGCCAGCUCAAUGGUGGAUAUUAGGGACAGAACAUUUCUAACAGAGCUCAAGGACGAGGAGGCUGGGGUGGAAGAAUGGGCAGAAGACAGUGACAAGGAAGCACUGACCUCAGGGAGCAGCUAUGACAGGACCAUCACCGUUGUCAAAGGCAACUCCAGCCUGGGUAUGACAGUCAGCGCCAUGAAAGAUGGCCUGGGGAUGCAGAUCCGCAGCAUCAUCCACGGUGGGUCGAUUAGCCGUGAUGGACGCCUAGGGGUCGGUGACCUCAUUCUGGCCGUUAACGGAGAGCCCACUACUAACCUGUCCAAUGUCCAGGCUCGUGCCAUGCUUCGAAGACACUCACUCAUUGGACCAGACCUGGAAUCUGCUUGUUCACCUGAGGAAGAUCUGUGCCCAUUUUAUGUCAUUAAAUAUGUUCCAGCAGAGUAUUUAGAGGAAUACAAGGCCAGCCAAGAGCAAUCAAAACCUGAUGUCUUUUCUGGGGCAACAUUAGCAUCAGCUCCUGUUCCUAAAGAAAUUCCAAACCUCCCUGAGCGAGAAGACGGUGAAGGAGAAGAAAGUGACUCCUACAGUAACUGGAACCAACCAAGAACAGUGGAGCUGUUCCGAGCACCAGGCAAGUCCCUGGGCAUCAGUAUCGUAGGGGGCCGCGGGAUGGGCAGCCGACUGAAUAACGGGGAGGUGAUGAGGGGGAUUUUCAUCAAACACAUCCUGGUGGACAGCCCUGCUGGUCAGAACGGGACCUUGAAGACAGGAGACAGAAUUGUAGAGGUGGAUGGAGUUGACCUCAGAGAUGCUACACAUGAGGAAGCGGUGGAGGCUAUACGGAAGGCAGGCAACCCCGUCACAUUCUUGGUGCAGAGUAUGAUUCACAGGCCCAGGCCUGAGUCACUUUGUAGCCCAGCUUCGUCGCCUGCGGUAGGGAAAAGCAGCGGUGCUUUCACAUGCAUGCCACAUCCUACACGUCAGCCACCCCUGCCCUUUCUGCAGCUAAAUAGCCAUCAUGGGUCCAGCCUGUGCAGCACUAAUCACACCUACUUAGCUCCUGCCCUCCUGAAGCAGCCAUUGAUAACAGAUGCCGGUGAGGAAAGAGCUGCAACUCUUACAAGAGACAAGGAUAAGGAGGGAGACAGUCACAGUAGACUUUUACUUCGACUCUCCCCAACUAACCCUUUCACCCCCACCCCGUUUAAGCCGGCGAAGCGUGAAGCGGCAAAGGCAUCUCCCACCAGCUCUGUCCUCCCCCUGCCAGUGGUGCCCCAUGUGGGAGAGACUGAUACAGACGUGCUGACAGAGAUUCCUGGCAGACCUGCUGAGGCAGAGGAGGAGAAGGAAGGGGAGGAAAAGGAUGAGUUUGGAUACAGCUGGAAUACUGUGAUUCAGCGCUACGGCAGCCUCCCAGGAGUCCUGCACAUGAUUGAGCUGGAGAAGGGAAAAACAGGGCUGGGCCUCAGCCUGGCAGGAAACAGAGACAGAGCCCGCAUGAGUGUGUUCGUGGUGGGAAUAGACCCCAACGGGGCAGCCGGCAGGGACAGGCGUAUGGUGGUUGGAGAUGAGCUGCUUGAGAUUAAUGGGCAAGUCCUUUACGGCCACAGCCACCAGAAUGCAUCCUCUAUAAUUAAAAGCUCUCCGUCUAAAGUCAAAAUCAUCUUUGUCAGGAACACAGAGGCACUCAACCAGAUGGCGGUGGGACCUGUGAGAGACCAAGAGGAAGACACAGUGGAGCCCCACUCUGAGUUUGAAACAACUGUGGCGAAUGAUGACGCUUCAAAAACCACCGAGCACAUCACAAAGCUGAAGGAGGACGAAUUACCUGGCAUUAACUUUGUCGAGCAGAGCACCAACAGCAGAGACAAAAUUCUGAGUACAUUUAAAGAUGUCUGCACAAAACCAGGAGACACCCUCUCGGCUGUGAAUGGUGAAUCAUUGCUGGGCUGCACUGUGGAAAAGUCAACAUGUCAGGAUGAUGACGUCUCAGACACAGUCCUGCCCAGCAGCCUGAGUCUCCCUGAGGCAGAAACAAUCACAAGUCUGAGUCGCUCCUCCACUCCAUCAACUCUGACCUGUGACCCAGCGACCUGUCCCAUCAUCCCUGGCUGUGAGACCACCAUUGACAUCUCCAAGGGUCGCACUGGCUUGGGUCUGAGCAUCGUGGGAGGCUGUGACACCCUGUUGGGGGCCAUCAUUAUCCACGAGGUUUACGAAGAAGGAGCAGCCUCCAAGGAUGGCAGGCUGUGGGCAGGAGACCAAAUCCUGGAGGUGAACGCUAUUGACCUGCGCGCAGCCAGCCAUGAUGAAGCCAUUAAUGUACUGAGGCAGACGCCGCAGAGGGUACGGCUGACGGUCUACAGGGACGAGGCCCAGUACAAGGAGGAGGACCUGUGGGACUCCUUCACUGUGGAGCUGCAUAAGAAGCCUGGUCAGGGCCUGGGCCUCAGCAUCGUAGGGAGGAGAAAUGACACAGGAGUGUUUGUGUCUGACAUCGUGAGAGGAGGUUUGGUGGACGUUGACGGGCGACUGACACAGGGUGAUCAGAUCCUGUCUGUCAACGGCGAGGACGUCAGGUCAGCCACUCAGGAGGCUGUGGCUGCACUACUGAAGUGCUGCGUGGGUCCCAUAAAGAUGGAGGUUGGGAGGUUUAAAGCUGGGCCCUUCCACUCUGAACGAAGGCUAUCACAAAGUAGUCAGAUUAGUGAUGCAUGCAGUUCCAAGGCCGCACUUCUGUUGUGCUCAGAUGCUGGAAACCUUCUGAGUAACCCAGACAAUUUAAGCCACAGUCAGGAAUCUCUGGACUGUCCUGAGACCAGAACAGUGGAGUUCACCAAAGGCCCCAGUGAUUCUCUUGGCAUCAGUAUAGCAGGCGGCGUGGGCAGCCCCCUGGGCAACAUACCCAUCUUCAUCGCCAUGAUGAAUCCCGUGGGCUUGGCUGCUCAGACCCAGAAGCUCAAGAUCGGAGAUCGAAUUGUCAGCAUCUGUGGAAACUCCACUGAAGGCAUGACCCAUUCACAGGCAGUCACGCUGCUCAAGAAUGCCACAGGCACAGUCCAGCUGCAGGUGGUAGCAGGUGGUGACAGCACUGUGACAGGUCCCUGUCAGGAUCAGGCAGGUGGCGCUCUGACACCCGGCUGCAUCUUCCAGGAUGACAUCGGCCCACCUCAGUAUAAGAGCAUUACUCUUGAAAGAGGCCCAGAUGGUCUUGGCUUCAGUAUAGUGGGAGGACACGGAAGCCCUCAUGGAGAUCUGCCCAUUUAUGUCAAAACAGUGUUUGGAAAGGGAGCAGCGGCUGAGGACGGACGUCUGAAACGUGGAGACCAAAUAAUGGCAGUGAAUGGUCAAACUCUGGAGAGUGUCACUCAUGAAGAAGCCGUGGGCAUCCUGAAAAGGACCAAGGGAUCGGUUACACUCACCGUGUUGUCAUGAACACACACUCACACCUUGAGUUUCAUUCCCACCCACAGUGUGUCAGCUCCCAGAUCAUAUGGGUAGAGUUGUUGACAGAGACAAAGGAGCUGUGGAAAUGAGACAAAAACAAGACACAAACAAAACACUGAUUAGCAUGAAGUAGCACAUUAGCAAUGUAGCCGUGAACAAGUGUUCCAGAACAAUUCAGAAAAAAACUGAAAGCAUUCCUGAAUUAAGGCAAUGAAGAUGAACAAAAGUCUUUACUUAUGUUUUUAUCUAUUAAAAUGUAAUUAUUUUCCACAGUAUUAGAAACACUCCAUGGCCAAAACUAAAUACAUAUAAAAUGUAUUUUACUACAUGAACAAAGUAGUUAAAGAAAAUAUUUCUUAAAGUUAAAACAAUAUAUAAGCAAUCACCAGCAUUCAAAAAUCCACAGGUUUUUUUUCUAUUCUUUUUGUCCUGCUUAAAUCAGCAAUAACACUGUAAUCAAACUAACAUCACUAUGGCAAAGCUAAGCCACUGAAUGAGCUGCAAUUAGCAUUAUUAGCGUUCACAUUGACAGUGCUGUUAUGAUCACAUGUAUUUGAAGGGACAGGUUGUGAAAUCCAUGACAUUUCUUUUUGUUGUACACGUCUGAGUUGAAGUUUGAUCUAUUCACUGAUAUACUGCUGCUAACGCUGAUGUUACAUCACAGUACUUCGAUUUAUAAAGUAUUAUUUAACAGUGAUUGAACGAAGGAAUAAAGUAAAGUACUGGAACUUCUACAGUGUGGCUGUAAUACAGUUAGAGUGUGGCACCUGUUCACGUUGAAUCAAAUAAAAGUGACCUUUGGAUUCAGUGUC
Cynoglossus semilaevis (tongue sole) is the source of this 7599-nucleotide messenger RNA. It is a transcript of the gene mpdz, whose product is annotated as multiple PDZ domain crumbs cell polarity complex component. Gene Ontology annotation, molecular function: protein binding. NCBI's taxonomy places the organism in Eukaryota, Metazoa, Chordata, Actinopteri, Pleuronectiformes, Cynoglossidae. The record is from RefSeq and is a predicted model, not a curated record. The coding region runs from base 404 to 6775 and encodes 2123 amino acids. The transcript is spliced from 50 exons.